ACAGAACUCUAUUGGCGCGCCAUACUUUCUAUUGUUAAAAAUCCGGCGGCCGAAAUGAUCAUUUAGGAGGAUUUUGGAAGUGGUCUAAACCAUACCACCACACGCUAAAUAGAAAUUAUUUCAGGCCAGCUGCAUUGUUGCAAAAUGAAAUCUCAUAAUAGCAAGUCUACUGUAUCAGUUACAGAGAAACGUUGUACAGGCCAACAAUCAACGUUAGGUAAUACGAAAAAGACAGCCAAGAAGCAGAAAAGAGGUUUGAUAAUGGAUAAUGAUGACAAGAGUCAACAAAAACUGUGUAGGAUUUCAGGAGAAGAUGCAGUGAAGGAACAGUCUCCAACUGAUAACACUCAAUUUCCAAUCGUAAUUAGCUCCAAAAGGAAACACAGGGAUAGAUGUAGCCAGUAUGAAAAUGUAGAUUCCAACUGGAAGGCACUAUUUCAGACAUUACCAAGAAAUGAAAAUAUUGUUGCCAAAUUUCAUAAAAGAAAAAAGGUAAAAAUACAAAAGACAGACAAGAAAGGUGUCUGGUAAGUAAUUACUUUUGUUGCUGACCCAUGACCCCAUUGUGAAUUUGUUU
This is a messenger RNA of Anneissia japonica, 577 nucleotides long. RefSeq lists its product as uncharacterized. Bases 145 to 531 code for a protein of 128 amino acids. NCBI's taxonomy places the organism in Eukaryota, Metazoa, Echinodermata, Crinoidea, Comatulida, Comatulidae. The record is from RefSeq and is a predicted model, not a curated record. The transcript has 3 exons.